Neohortaea acidophila is the source of this 795-nucleotide messenger RNA. Its product is annotated as FRG1-like family-domain-containing protein. Gene Ontology annotation, cellular component: striated muscle dense body; catalytic step 2 spliceosome; nucleolus. Gene Ontology annotation, molecular function: actin filament binding. Bases 1 to 795 code for a protein of 264 amino acids. NCBI's taxonomy places the organism in Eukaryota, Fungi, Ascomycota, Dothideomycetes, Mycosphaerellales, Teratosphaeriaceae. The record is from RefSeq and is a predicted model, not a curated record. The transcript has a single exon.
AUGGUCAAAGCCCUCACAUUCAAAGGCGACAAGAAGGCGAAAAAGCGCAAACGCACCGCAGCCGAAGCCGACGAUGAACCCUCGCAAAGACCUCACCCCAGCGAGAACGAAGGCGGAGCAGAAGAAGACGACAACUGGGUGUCCGCCGAAAGCGUGACCGACAUCUCCGGCCCCGUCCUCCUCGUCCUCCCCACCGAACCCCCGACCUGCCUCGCCACAGACGCCAUGGGCAAAGUGCACGCCAGCGCAAUCGAGAACAUGGUCGAGGGCUCGCCGCACACCGCGGAGCCGCACUUGGUGUCGCAAGUCUGGGUUGCAACACGGGUUGUGGGGUCGGAGAAGGACUUCACGUUCAAGGGACAUCAUGGGCGGUAUUUGGGGUGUGAUAAGUAUGGGAUCUGCUCGGCGGUGCGCGAGGCGAUUUCGCCCGAGGAGACGUUUAAGUGUGCGGCUUCUGCGGAGGCAGUGGGCAUGUUUGAUAUUGAGACGGGGAGGGGGACGUUUAUCUCUGUUGAGGGAGAGGAGAAUGCGCCGCAGGUGAGAGGGGAUGCGGAGGGAGCGGGAGAGAAGACGCAUUUGCGCGUGCGGAUGCAGGCGCGAUUCAAGCCGAAGCAUCAGGUGGAGAAGGCGGAAAAGGUGCGGGCGAAAAUUAGUCGCAAGGAGUUGGAGGACGAGGUUGGCAGACGGCUGGAGGAUGACGAGGUGAAGGUGUUGAAGAGGGCGCGCAGGGAGGGCAACUAUCAUGAGGCGAUGCUUGAUGUGAAGGUCAAGGGGAAGCAUGACAAGUAUGCGUGA